Messenger RNA from Neltuma alba, 990 nucleotides. RefSeq lists its product as uncharacterized. The coding region runs from base 1 to 990 and encodes 329 amino acids. Lineage: Eukaryota; Viridiplantae; Streptophyta; Magnoliopsida; Fabales; Fabaceae. The record is from RefSeq and is a predicted model, not a curated record. The transcript has 3 exons.
AUGUCACCUAACAAUAUUCCCCACUCUCCUAUUGAAGAAUUUGUGCAAAGCAUAUCAGCCAUCGAUAUCUCAGUUAGACGGAAUAGUAGCUUUUGUGGCCUAUCUCCAUUUCUGGGCGAUCUUGUGAAGCUGCGACAUAUGUGGGAGGAAUGUCGACCUCAGUUUCGAUUUUAUGAAAGAAUGGCAAGACUUUUGGAUGCCUUGUAUGAGACAAAUUUUGUGGGAUUGGAAGCAACUCAAGAUAUACCCCAGAUCUCAUAUGCGGAAGCUUCUGCAUCAUCUGAGGCCCAUGACCAACUUCAGAUUUCAAGGCCAGCAGAUUCCUUGAAAUCUCUUUUACUUCAACUUGGAGUGUUAGACAAGAUAGACUUGUUCAGAGAGGAAAUUUCUCAGGGAUGGAAUUAUGGUGGGUGGGAUGAUUUUCACCUACCUGGUGAUCAGUAUCACGAUUGGUUCAUCUUUAAGGGUGAAGGACGCUCAGUAAUUUUUAAGGUACCUCAAGUCAUAGGUUAUCGCUUGAAAGCGAUGCUUCUCAACGUCAGGUAUUCUUCUUGCACGGACACCACAACGCCUCAAUUUCUCAUGGAUGUUCUAAUCAUUAACCUCACAAAAGCAACAGUAAAACAUCUUAAGGGAGACUCGUCAACUUUUCAUGAAGAUGCAGAGUGGCAGAAUAUCAUUUCAAGUUUUCAACCUGGUGAUCUGGUGGAGCUUGUUUUAAGUAUUGGACCUCAAUAUCCUGUGAAGAAGAUUGCAGCAUACCUGAUUUUUGACGGUUCUAAGCCUCGCAGGUUUUUGAAAUCAUCAUUAUCGCAAAAGCUGAUUUGGGUUUGUCGUAUAGCCCCGGAUUUUCUUCAGACUGAUGGGCCCAACAAGUAUUGGGACAGAAAGUACAAGAGAAGAACCAAAGAUGGCCCAGGGCCCAUGUCUGAUCAGAAUUUGCCACGAAGAAAGGGUAGAAGCGGGAAUGAUAAUAUGCAACAGGGGUAG